Molecule: messenger RNA, 1398 nt
Organism: Rhizophagus irregularis DAOM 181602=DAOM 197198
Lineage: Eukaryota; Fungi; Glomeromycota; Glomeromycetes; Glomerales; Glomeraceae
Source: RefSeq, a predicted model, not a curated record
AUGCUUGUAAUAGCGAAAAGGGAUGGAGAUUUAAGAAAAUAUUUACAGCAAAAUCAUAAUCAACUUACAUGGAAAGAUAGAAUUAGGAUUGCUGAUGAAAUAAUUCUUGCACUUUAUCAUAUUCAUAGUGAAAAUGCAAUUCAUAGAGAUUUGCAUUCUGGAAACAUAUUAUAUUCACAAUUAAAUGAUUCUUGGGACAUUAGUGAUCUAGGAUUUUGUGGACCUGCUAAUAAAUCAUCAACAAGUAUAUAUGGAAAUCUUCCUUAUAUAGCACCCGAAAUUAUUGUUGGAAGGGAAUGUACUUUUGCAUCUGAUAUUUAUAGUAUUGCAAUACUUAUGUGGGAAAUUUCAUCUGGACAACCACCAUUUAUAAAUUAUGAACAUGAUUAUGAUCUUGCAAUGAACAUUAUUAAUGGUAUAAGGCCAAAAAUUGUGCCAGGAACUCCAUUAGAAUAUAAAAAUUUAAUGGUACAAUGUUGGGAUGCUGAUCCAUUAAAAAGGCCUGAUAUUUAUACAUUUGAGAAAAAAAUGGAAAGAAUUACUUUAGAUUAUCAAAAUAUGUCAGAUAAAUCAUUUCAAUCAGAAAUAGAUAGUAGCAGUAAAGAAUUAUCUAAAGUAUUUAAAAAGUUGCAAAUAAAUUCAAAUACUAUCAACCAGGCUAAAUCACAUUUAACCAUAAGUAAUAAACGGGCAGAAAUUGUUCAAUGUUAUGGAUUGACACAAAAUCCAACAAAUGGAAAUUAUAUGCUUGUAAUGAUGGAAAUGGAUAUAGAUUUAAGAAAGUAUUUACAACAAAAUCAUAAUCAACUUACAUGGAAAGAAAGAAUUGGGAUUGCUUAUGAAAUAAUUCUUGCACUUUAUCGUAUUCAUGGUGAAAAUGCAAACCAUAGAGAUUUGCAUUCUGGAAAUAUAUUAUAUUCACAGUUUAAUGAUCGUUGGUUUAUUAGUGAUCUUGGAUUUUGUGGACCUGCUGAUAAAUCAUCAAAAAGUAUAUAUGGAAAUCUUCCUUAUAUAGCACCGGAAGUUAUUGCUGGAAGGGAAUGUACUUUUGCAUCUGAUAUUUAUAGUAUUGCAAUGCUUAUGUGGGAAAUCUCAUCUGGACAACCACCAUUUAUAAAUUAUGAACAUGAUUAUGAUCUUGCAAUGAACAUUAUUAAUGGUAUAAGGCCAAAAAUUGUGCCAGGAACUCCAUUAGAAUAUAAAAAUUUAAUGAUACAAUGUUGGGAUGCUGAUCCAUUAAAAAGACUUGAUGUUUAUGCACUUGAGGACAAAAUGGAAAGAAUUACUUUAGAUUAUCAAAAUAUGUCAGAUAAAUCAUUUCAAUCAGAAAUAGAUAAUUUAGAAAUGAAUAAAGUAGCAGUAAAAGAUUAUCUAAAGUAUUUAAAAAGUUGCAAAUAA